GGGUGCAGUUUUAGGUGAAGAGUCUUAAAAACUCCUGAAAAUCAACAAAAAUUUCAUACAAGUUUUUAAAACCAAAAUAUCUUCAGGUCAGAAAAGUCAUGUCGCAAGAUAAUGCUCCGGACUCAUCUGUAGGUAUGGAGAGUCUGUCAUUAAAAACGGAGCAGCCACAAAAGCCUUCGGAUGUAACAAAAAUUGAUCUUCUGUUGAAUGCUGCUGGAAAUGCACCCAUUAUGAAGCAGAGAAAGUGGACGGUUGAUUAUAUGAAAGAUGUUAAUUGGGUUUGCAAGUUUAUUCACAAAUAUCUCAAAUUGGAUCCUGAAGAAAAACUUUUCCUUUACGUCAACCAGACAUUCGCACCCUCACCUGACCAGGUUUUGAAGAAUCUGUAUGAAUGUUAUGGAAACCAGAAUAAAUUGACGUUACAUUAUUCAAUCUCUCAAGCUUGGGGCUGAGAAUGUCAUUCUUCGCACACAUUUAUGUAAAACUAUGUCAUUAUGCUAUUUAAGAAUAUCAAUAAAUUCCUUUUUUAUUUUAUAAAUUAUGAAUA
Molecule: messenger RNA, 547 nt
Organism: Clunio marinus
Lineage: Eukaryota; Metazoa; Arthropoda; Insecta; Diptera; Chironomidae
Source: the annotation of a GenBank genome assembly